AUGGCCUCAUAUUCGGCCUACAACAGUGGCCACACAUCACCCAGCAACAUCCCUUACGUCCCUGCUAGCUCUUCUGCACAGCAGCAGUCCUAUCCUCCAGCUGCUCGCUAUGAUCCUAGCCGAACUUCCCUCGGUAGCGAUGACGAUGCCACCGUAGCACCAACCAAGAAGAAUGGGGACUCUGUCGUCGAUAUGCGCGAUCUUAUGCGUACCCCGAGCCCAACUCCAAGCGAGGCAGAGGAACUCCGUAAAACCUCCGUCAUCGACUGGAAGGCAAUGAUGAAUUGGAAGUAUUGGAUCCGCAAGGAGUGGGCCUGGUACUACGUUGCCGUCUUCAUCGGCCUAGUCCUUGUUAUCUUGUUCACGGUGUUUCACGACCAGAUCGUGACAUGGCUUCAGCCGGCUGCAAAUUGGAUGCAUAGGUGGGUCUCAGAGUUUCCUUUUUAUUUUAUUUUUUGCGCGCAUAGCGGCCGGAGCAUCCCAAUUCGCUUCGGUUGGCUGAUUCCUAUCGCAAUCCUGUUCGUGAUCUCAUUUCCUCCGCUAUUCGGCCAUGAAAUUGUGGGUAUCCUGUGUGGACUGGUAUGGGGCCUUUGGGUUGGCUUUGCGAUUGUGGCUGCUGGAACGUUCCUUGGUGAAGUCGGUAACUUCUACGCUUUUAAACAUUGUUGUUCUGCGCGUGGUACAAAGCUCGAACGUACGAAGCUCACCUAUGCAUGCCUGGCCAAGGUAGUGCGUGAGGGUGGCUUUAAGAUUGCGCUGAUUGCACGUUUGAGUGCGAUUCCUGGACACUUCACUACCGCAGUGUUCUCCACAUGCGGUAUGAGUAUCUGGACGUUCAUGAUUGCCGCCGUCCUCUCAACACCGAAGCAGUUUAUGACGGUCUACCUCGGUGUUGCACUAGAGCAAUCCCAAAAAAAUGGUGGAAAUGCUGACAAUGUUGUGAAGGAUAUAGUGCUCGGAGUCACGGUGGUUAUCACAUUUGUAGCGAUGUGGUAUAUUUUUAGCAAGAUGAACAAGGCCAAGCCAGCAGUUAUCUAUGAGCGGCGGAAAGCUCGCCAGGCGAAGCUCAUGGAAGCAGCGUACGGAAGUAGCGCUAUGCUGCGAUCCAAUCCACUUGACUCGUUCAACCCCAAUGCCUCUGAGGCUGAGAUUCCGUUGACUGCACAAGGCAACACAUUUGGUGAUGUCGGACACCAACAAUGGGACGCCAGUGGGCGCGCUGUGGGUUACGCCAGCGAUCCAACCCUAUUCGUUCCUGUUCCUCGCAAGGCACAAUCGCGGCCGCCAGCAACUGCUCCGACGCAUCGACCACAACCGCGUGCGGACUUGGAGUCUGCAUACUCGAUGACAGAGCAACCUUCCUACCAGCCUACCGAGCCUGGGCGCCAGAUACCAAGCCCUACCGGUUUCCCAAAUCCUUUCCCUUCCCCCUCCGACACCCGACCGCCUUUCCGACCUACGUACAACCCGUCUGUCCCUGUCACCAGCGCCACGCCGCCCCCCAUCCCACCUCCGCCUGCGCCACCCGUUUCAAGCCCACCUCAAUCCCCUUUUACCGCUCAGUACCCUCCACGGACGGCCCCCGCUUACGGUAAUGGAAGUGUCUCGUCGACGCCUACUGCGGCCCAGUUCCCGGUAUACAACCAAGCGCCGCGCAUGGCUCCGGCAACCGCACCGAUGCAAAUGGGGACGGCCUAUGCUGCACCACCAUUCCCGCCGCCAACUGUUGGCGUGCAGCAUGUGCAGAACACUGGGGGGUACCCGUCGUAUCCAACUGCGGAGUCGGUGCGCUCCGAGGCAGGCUCGCUGCCACCUAGCUACUCCGACUUGUCCUUCCAAUGA
Fibroporia radiculosa is the source of this 1842-nucleotide messenger RNA. RefSeq lists its product as uncharacterized. Lineage: Eukaryota; Fungi; Basidiomycota; Agaricomycetes; Polyporales; Fibroporiaceae. The transcript is spliced from 8 exons. The coding region runs from base 1 to 1842 and encodes 613 amino acids. The record is from RefSeq and is a predicted model, not a curated record.